Messenger RNA from Aaosphaeria arxii CBS 175.79, 582 nucleotides. RefSeq lists its product as uncharacterized. NCBI's taxonomy places the organism in Eukaryota, Fungi, Ascomycota, Dothideomycetes, Pleosporales. The record is from RefSeq and is a predicted model, not a curated record. Bases 1 to 582 code for a protein of 193 amino acids. The transcript is spliced from 2 exons.
AUGGCAGCCCCCCAACAACAACACGCCUUCCCCACCGAGCUCCCCGCCCGCCCAGGCGCAACCACCCACAACACCUCUCCCCAAACCCACAACAGCAGCUUCAAGUCGCGCGCGUGCCCCAACAUGCGCAGCUGCUGGUCCUUCAGCCUCUCGUCCUUCAGCCUGCGCACGGGCGGCGACCAGGCGCUGUUCGCGCGGCGGCUCUGCAUGCUCGUCACGCUCGUCAUCCGCACCGCCAUCUCCAUCCUCUCGUGCGUGUCCUACGCGGGGUACCGCCGGUGGGUGAGCUUCGCGAUCAACGUCGUGUUGGCGAUCCUGGGGUUUUUCUUCAUCGCGUGGUGUCUUGCGGUUAUUGGGGAGGCGAGGGGAUGGAGGAAGGUGCUUGGGUUGAGGGUCGGCCGCUGGCACUUCGACAUCUUCCUGAUCUUCGCGGCUUUGGCGCACAUCGGCAUCCUGAUCGGGUGGUUCUUUGGCCUAGGGAACGCGGGUGCGACGGGAACGUGGAUGAUCAUGUGGUUGCUUAUCUUCGGGGCGGCGUGGGUCGCGACGUGGCAGCCGGAUGAGCCUGCUAGUCAGGUUUGA